This is a messenger RNA of Aspergillus melleus, 2118 nucleotides long. RefSeq lists its product as uncharacterized. The record is from RefSeq and is a predicted model, not a curated record. Lineage: Eukaryota; Fungi; Ascomycota; Eurotiomycetes; Eurotiales; Aspergillaceae. Bases 1 to 2118 code for a protein of 705 amino acids. The transcript is spliced from 7 exons.
AUGCCUCCACGAGGAAUCUCCCGAUACUUCAAACGGCCGGCCUUCUCGCAACAGGAUGACGAUCGCGCGUCCGAAACGCCCGCGAAACCAUCUUCCCCGGCCCCGGGGGAGUCGUCUCCACUCACGGAGCUCGAGCUCUCCUCGUCGUUCUUGUUGUCGAACCAUGCCUCCCCGCAGGGCGCUGAUGACUCGGCGUCGCAGCUGAAGCGCUCGUUGAUGCGCGCUGCUGAGAAUGCCUCGGAUACCCCGAGUGAGCCCGAGCAGCUGGGUCCGCUGGAUUUCGGGGAUGGGGGUGUCGCGGAUCCGCCGCCGCCGCUGCCGCAGCAGCACGGAGGGGCAGGAGCCAGUUUCGACCAUCUCCCGCAGCGCAUCGUCAAGAAUGGGAAGGAGGUUGUGAUUAGCUCUGAUGGCGAGGACACGGAUUCCGUGGGGUCACUUGAGGCGCCGGAAGCGUUGUUUAUGAAGUUCGCGAAGCCGUCGGCGGUUGCUGCGCGCGAGAAAGAGACCGACGACGAUGUGUUCGCUUCGCCGCGUUUGAAUCAUGAUCCGAAUAGCGGGAGGUUCGGCAAGGGCCGCAAGGCGCCGAAGGUGUAUAAGAACACGAUGGACACGCUCGUUACGCGGGCGGUCGAUGACAACGAGACUGAGGCUAGUGUCGCCAAGCUCAAAGCUGCGUUUGGACGCGACCAAGCUAGGGACGAUGCUGGCGACAAUCACUUGGACGAGGGUGUCUUGACGUCGGCGCUCGGGGAACAAGAUGGUGAGAUGGAGAUGCGGCGGUUACUAGACGCGGUCCGAAGAACUGAGGCGUUCGAUCUGGAGAAGAUCUGGACUUUCUUUGAUUAUGGAAGUGGGGUGGCUCCGGCGCUGGAGUUUCCUCGAGAUUCGGUCAAACCGGGAACAUAUAUGAGUGCACUGAGGGAACCCGACUCGCGGGAACGAGCGUUUCACUCGGGCAUACUUGACUUUGCGCUGUCGAGGGGAUUUCUCACGGAUGAUAUACUUCUAUGGAUAUUUCACUCUGUACCCUCAGAGCCUCGGGAAGGCCUGAGACAUGCUUAUUGCCGGGCAUUUAAGCACUCCAAGAAAGAACGCGUGGAAUCCCUCAUACGGCCUGAUACCAUUGACGUUCUCUUCGAAAGACUGGGAGCCACCAAGAAAGCGCUGGCAGUUUCUGACCCUAUUGUUCCCCACACGCUUCCCAAGGGCAAUCUCCCAACGACGACUAUCCAACAUCAGGCUUCCUUACUUUCUGUUUUAGAGCUGCUCUCCGGCAUAGCACCACUACUCUCAGAUGAUACCCGCGAACACACCCUCCUCCUCCUCUUCCGCCUAACCCUCGACGUCUCUCUCACCAACGACCCAGAAAUCUCCUCGGCGCUUGAAAGAACAAUCCACGACCUAUUCCAAGGCAUCCCUGAAGAAGCCGACGAUGACCUCGAACUUCGCCUCUGCACCACCCUCCACACUACCAUCAAAGACACCAUCCUCCAAACCCGCCUCCUGAAACACAUGCUCCCAUCGACCAGCCACAUCGCAAACUGGCGGUCCCGCCUCGCCCUCUCCUACAUCAUCGACUCCGCAACACCCCUCUCCGAAGACCCAGAUGUCAUGCACACCCUCCGACGAAUCAUCACCGCUCUCAAGGACCCCCGCUUCAACAUCAAACAACACAAAGGUGCAGCAGCAGCAUCAAAGAACCGACACACUCACACCGGAGAAUACGACUACAACGACCUCGCCGCCAUCACCUACCAACUCAACGUAAUCCUCGACUCCGGAUGGUCCGGCCUCGCCUUCCCCGAUCGAGACGCCAAACGAGCAUUCAACGCAGAACUAGACGUGUUGGCCGACCGAAUCAAGAAGAUCUUCACGGCGAUCGAAGACUCCGGGGCGUCGCAUUUGAAGCGCACGUUGACGAAGGGCGCGCUGGAGGCGUUGCAUUAUCGGGUGGUCUACUCGGUGAGGACGAAGCCGCCACCGAAGAGGACGUUGUUUGAGAGUAUCGAUACGGGUCAGAGUCGGGAGCAGAAGAAGAUGACGCAGAUUUGGAAGGGCGUGAAGAUGCAGGGGGAGGGGGGGAUUCCGAUACGGGGGUCUCACGAGGUGCAGUCUUGA